UACUACUCAGCAUCAGCACGGGAAUUGGCACGAUUAGUCGGUACAUGCCAAGCUCCGGUUAUACAACAUUUCUCUGAAACGAUUUCUGGGUCAACAACCAUAAGAAGUUUUGAACAAGAAUCAAUAUUUAAUGACACGAAUAUGAAAUUGAUAGACAAGUAUUCCCAACCCAAAUUAUACAGUGCUAUUGCAAUGGAAUGGCUGAGUUUCAGGUUGGAUCUUCUAUCCUGUACCGUAUUUGCCUUCUGUUUGGUGUUCUUGAUAUCUUUUCCAAGUUCAAUUACUGAUCCUGGCAUUGCGGGAUUGGCAGUGACAUAUGGGCUUAAUCUAAAUUCUAUACAAUUUAAUCUGAUCCGGUAUCUUUGCAAUUUGGAGAACAAAAUUAUAUCUGUAGAAAGAAUACUUCAGUACACCUCCGUCCCAGGUGAAGCUCCUCUUGUAAUCAAAGACAACCAACCAGAUCAUUCUUGGCCGUCAUUUGGAGAGGUUCAUAUCCAGGAUUUACAGGUUCGGUAUGCUCCACACCUGCCUCUUGUUUUACGGGGUCUUACUUGCACUUUUACUGCUGGAGCAAAAACUGGCAUUGUGGGAAGAACAGGAAGUGGAAAAUCAACUCUAGUGCAAACACUUUUCCGACUUGUUGAACCUGUUGCUGGAAAAAUCUUGAUAGAUAACAUUAACAUAUCUUUGAUUGGACUUCAUGAUUUACGGUCCAAACUAAGCAUUAUUCCUCAGGAUCCAACAAUGUUUGAAGGGACUGUAAGAAGCAACCUGGACCCUUUGGAAGAGUCCACAGAUGAACAAGUUUGGGAGGCUCUAGAUAUGUGCCAACUUGGAGAUGAAAUAAGGAAGAAAGAAGGGAAGCUUGACUCCUUAGUUACUGAUAAUGGAGGAAAUUGGAGUAUGGGUCAAAGGCAAUUGGUCUGCCUUGGCCGGGUUCUUCUUAAGAAAAGUAAGAUUUUGGUGCUUGAUGAAGCAACUGCACCAGUUGACACAGUCACAGAUAAUAUUAUUCAGCAAACAGUUAAGCAGCAUUUUUCAGAAUGCACAGUCAUUACAAUUGCUCAUAGAAUAACAUCAAUCCUAGACAGUGACAUGGUUCUGUUUCUAAAUGGAGGGCUAAUUGAGGAAUAUGAUUCACCAAAGAAACUGCUUAAGAACAAGUCUUCAGGUCUUGCUCAAUUGGUUGCCGAAUACACAAGGAGGUCAAACUCUGGUUUUGGAAGUUGA
This is a messenger RNA of Lotus japonicus, 1230 nucleotides long. Its product is annotated as ABC transporter C family member 3-like. Lineage: Eukaryota; Viridiplantae; Streptophyta; Magnoliopsida; Fabales; Fabaceae. The coding region runs from base 142 to 1230 and encodes 362 amino acids. Gene Ontology annotation, biological process: transmembrane transport. The transcript has 6 exons. Gene Ontology annotation, cellular component: vacuolar membrane; plant-type vacuole. Gene Ontology annotation, molecular function: ATP binding; ATPase-coupled transmembrane transporter activity; ATP hydrolysis activity. The record is from RefSeq and is a predicted model, not a curated record.